Molecule: messenger RNA, 849 nt
Organism: Serpula lacrymans var. lacrymans S7.9
Lineage: Eukaryota; Fungi; Basidiomycota; Agaricomycetes; Boletales; Serpulaceae
Exons: 8
Coding region: 1-849 (282 amino acids)
Source: RefSeq, a predicted model, not a curated record
AUGGUCAUAUAUGCUCAAACCAAUUUUUGCGACAAUCCUUUAACAUUGGACCUUCCAGAAUCAAAAGAUAUUCAAACACUACAAGCUGAAUUUGUUGACUGGGUCGAGAAAUUUGAAAUGUACGACCGGGUCUAUACGCCUCUAUUACGCUAUGUUAAAUUUUCUAAACUGGCAUCAAAGCUUCGGGCCCCAUUUGGACAUUGUGGGCCUUUCCCAUGGAACACUUUUGCGGGCGACUACAACCAGCAAUUAAAAGCCAACAACACCCGUAUACAUCUUAUGCACAUCGCACUGAUCUACAACAUUGCAGAAGAACUAUUACCGCAAAAACCACCUGGAGAUUCUGGUCAGUUCAGCCAUCCACAGUAUCUGUCUUGUGUCUUGUUAUUGCCAUGCCACAAAGGACGGUUUGACUUAGCACAGCAUGUUGAACAAUGGGGCAAAGUCAGGCAUUUGGAAAACAGAGACACAAUGGUUGCAGCUGCCCUCACAAAAGCUCAUGGUGAUAUGCAGGAUGCAACAUUUGUGAGGUUUGAGGCACUGGUUGAUAAAUACCCUCACCAACGCAAAUGCACUCCACUCUACAAGAAGAAAACAUUUUUUGGACAGCUCCAUCAUAUCAUUGUUUUGGCUGAGCCGACCAUUAUUAUAUUUGCUGCCAUCAAGCCCUGUGAGAUAGAAUGUUGUGAUUCAUUGAACAACUAUUACUCAAAACUAGGAUUCAUAAUAGUCCUCGACAUUACUUAUGUUCAAUGUGUUGUUGGAAGGGUGCCUGCAGAUUCAAGAUGGGCUUUGAUUGAUCGCAGUGGUAGCAUAGCUCACACUGUCUACGAAGGCAAUUCGGACUGA